AUGGAAACCCAAGGAUCGUCCAACGCCGACUUCAAGUGGUUCGGCGAGGGCUUUGACGGUUUUCCCAAGAGACUGCCCGAAGACUGUGUCGAGUACGCCAUCUACAUCGUCGACGCUAAGCUCGAUGCGGAUAACCAAGUCCGGGAGAAGCUGCGGAGCAUCGAAUCAACGGCAAAUACGCUUACGAAAAAGCUACUAAAAGACUAUAUAUGGCAACGCGAGUCAUUCAAGCCGGAGCUUCAUAGGGAGGAUGGUAGGACAUGGAUGCUCCGAGGCAGAACUAACUACGGCGACUCGGUAGCAGAUGAAUGGGUGAUAGUCUACCUCCUUCGAGAGCUCAGCAAUCAGUUUCCAGAAGCGUGGGUGCGCGUUUACGACACUGAUGGCGAGUUUCUGCUCAUCGAAGCAGCCAAUGCUCUGCCAAAAUGGCUAAAUCCAGAGGUGGCAGAGAACAGGGUCUGGAUAAAUAAUGGCGAAUUGCGAAUUAUACCGCUAGAGCGACCAAAGCCUGGCGAAACAUCUGGUCCUGCUCCGGGACCUCUGACGGUGACAGAAGCCCGCUCAUUCAUCAAGGCCAAGCCAUCCGAGCUCAUACAUUCGCCUAUGGUCGAAGAAGAAGCAUUUUACCGCAUCCGAAAUUACCCCAAGGAAAUUUCCGAAAACUUGCACCAGUCAUUAAUCACUAUCCCGCGCAACCUCGCCUUCAUCCUCCACCAAAAGCCUGCCUACAUUAGCGCGGCAGUCGAAGCUUUCUACCUCCGGGACCCCAUCUCCCUCAAGCCUCUGAAAGCAGAAACAGCAAGCGGCUUCAAGUUCCCACCAUCGGAUCUCGUAAACGCCAGCGUCCGCUUCACGAAAGUCGGGUACGCACAGCUCAAGAGCCAGGAAUUUCUUGCGCCGAAAAUAUGGGAAGGCGAGCUAGCCAAGCACGACGCCGCGAGCAAAGACCGGGCACGCCUCGAAAUGGGCAUGAAAGUCUCGUGCGGUUUUGAGAUGCUGGUUGCGGACCCGCAGAACCAGGACAAGCAGGCAGUGCGCGAAAUUCAGCUACUCCUAGAGGAUAUCGAUAGCGGAGAUGAAUCGCUGCCAAUGGACGACGAAAUCAAAAAGUGGUCUGUGCAAGAUGAUGACGAGAACUGGAUGAACAUCAACUUUGAAGAAUUCGAAAAGGAGCUCGCUGGCAAGAAGGCCCGUGAGAGGUCGGCAGCGGGCCUCGACGAUACCGGAUUCGGCGAUAAGGCGGCGCAAGAGAAUCUGCGCAAGAUGGUUGAGCGGUUCGAAAGUUUCCUUAACGACGACGAGGCCGGGCCCGAGGGCGCUGAAAUGGACGACAUGGACUUUGACGACGAGGGGGAAGAGGAGGAUAGCAGCGAUGUCAGCAGCACAGGCGAAGACAAGGACGCCUCGUUCGACGAGGAAGAGUUCUCGAAGAUGAUGCGCGAGAUGAUGGGCAUGCCGGAGGAGGUAUACAAAGAAGUGAUGGAGAUGAGUCUGGACGAACUGAAGAAAGACCGGCCGGAGCUGGCGAAUCGGCGGGCGGGAGACGAUGCGUCGGCGGGUGCGCAGGUCGAGGAACUGAGCUCGGACGACGAAGAGCCGGAUGAGAACGAGGCGAGAGAUUUCCAUGAGAUGAUGCAGCGCAUGGAGGCGGAGCUCAAGGCCGCCGGUGCGCUGGAUCUAAAUGCACAGCCAAUGCCUGACUUGAUCAAGGGUACGGGCAAGGGCCAGAGCAAGGGAAAAGGAAAGCAGAAGGCCGAGGAGGGAGCGGGAGAAGUAGAGGAGGUAGAGGGCAGUGAUGACGACGAGGUCGAGGUCGACCUCGACUAUAAUCUAGCCAAGAACUUGCUGGAGGCGUUUAAGGGGCAGGGUGGCAUGGCGGGGCCGGCGGGCAACAUGAUGGAGGCCAUGGGGAUUAAGUUUCCGCGCGACGAGUCUGGGAAAUAA
Molecule: messenger RNA, 1944 nt
Organism: Aplosporella prunicola CBS 121167
Lineage: Eukaryota; Fungi; Ascomycota; Dothideomycetes; Botryosphaeriales; Aplosporellaceae
Exons: 3
Coding region: 1-1944 (647 amino acids)
Cellular component (GO): nucleus
Source: RefSeq, a predicted model, not a curated record